AUGGAAGAGGAGAUUGUGAAUGGGAGAGUUCCUCCCCAAGGUCCUCAAGCCAACCAAGUUCCUAUUGAUCCUCCGGCUAUGACAAAUGAGAAAGUUAGGUCGGAUCUUUUGAUGAUGGCUCAAGCCGUAACUACUCAAGCCCAAGCUAAUAGGGGUGUUGAAACUCAUAUGAACCCUAUUGUGAGAACUAUGGCUUCUAGGUGGAAGUAUUUUGUGAGGAUGAACCCUCCGAUAUUUCUAGGUUCCAAGUAUGCUCCAUCUUUGGUGUCUAACCCAAGGGAUGAGAUUAGUAGGUAUGUGACGGGUGUGUCCGACAUAGUUGAGGAAGAGUGCCGUACAACAAUGCUCCAUGAAGACCUGAAUAUUUCUAGGCUCAUGGUAUAUGCUCAAUCUAUUGAGGAGUCCAAACUUAAAAGGAAGAAUAGGGAAAUGAAGAGAACUAGGUUCGACGAGCAAGGUCAACGAAGGUUCAAAAAGAGAGCUUUUAAACAAGAUUCUUCAAGCACUCCUAGGGUUAACCAAGAGAAAGGAAUUGGACCUCCAUUUUCUAAACCUACUUGCCACAAUUGUGGAAAGAAGCAUCAUGGAAAGUGCCUAGCCGGUACGAGUAGGUGUUAUGGUUGUGGAAAGAAUGAUCACCAAGUGAAAGAUUGCCCUACUCUUACGGCCAAAGGAAGAGAGGUCAAACAAGCUUCUCUUAAUGGCCCAGAUCUUGAUGCUCCAAAGAAAAAUCAUUUCUGUGUACUUCAAGGUAAAGAGGGAAAAUGA
Messenger RNA from Solanum verrucosum, 768 nucleotides. RefSeq lists its product as uncharacterized. Gene Ontology annotation, molecular function: zinc ion binding; nucleic acid binding. The coding region runs from base 1 to 768 and encodes 255 amino acids. NCBI's taxonomy places the organism in Eukaryota, Viridiplantae, Streptophyta, Magnoliopsida, Solanales, Solanaceae. The record is from RefSeq and is a predicted model, not a curated record. The transcript is spliced from 2 exons.